CGCCACCCUCGGUGAUUUAACCCUGAGCUGCCCUCCCCGGGAUAUUUUCCUCUGUUAAUUACGCGGGAGAUUCCGUGCUGUUUUUGGUUUCUACGGAGACGCGUAGUAAACAGUUGUUUUCUGCCUGAGCCAGGAGCGCAGGUUUGCACUGUCCCGGUUCCGACUCGAACCCCAGACGAACGGUAGGAUAGGAGAUGAUUGCCCCCGAUUGGGACUAGGAGGAUACUGUGAUUCAAACGUUUUUAUAAUGCCUGCCAAAGGCAGCAAGCCCAAGACACAGAGCACAGGUGCCAAGAAGAAAGGUGGCAAGAAGGGUGGAGGUGGCAAGAAGAAGAAGAAGAAGGAGAAAGCUUCCAAAGCCCAGGUGGAAGUGGAUAUUCUGAGUCCUGCAGCCAUGUUCAACCUGUACUACAUCGCACACAAUGUGCCCUCCGCCCUUGCCUAUCGAGGUUUCCCCUGGCCAGGAAGACCCAAAAAGAAGGGAAGGAAAUAAACUGAUUAAAUAAGGAACUAUAAAGAGAAAUAAACAU
Molecule: messenger RNA, 530 nt
Organism: Mobula hypostoma (lesser devil ray)
Lineage: Eukaryota; Metazoa; Chordata; Chondrichthyes; Myliobatiformes; Myliobatidae
Product: small lysine-rich protein 1
Exons: 3
Coding region: 248-493 (81 amino acids)
Source: RefSeq, a predicted model, not a curated record